AUGACUGACUGUACCAGGAUCAAGGCUGUUGUGUAUCAUAUAGCAGAGGAGAAGACUAUGCGCCAGCUGUACGUUCAUACUGGUAUUAGAUGUGAACAGUGUGGCCAGUGUCCUAUCCUCGGAAUUCGCUGGCAUUGCAACAACUGCCCAGAUUUUGAUUUAUGCUCAACCUGUGAAGCGCAACCGCUGCAUCCCAAGACCCACGUUUUCACAAAGAUCAAGAUUCCCAUUUCUUUCCUUGGUCAAAACCACCAGGUUCAGGAUGUCUCUUACCCUGGUGACCCGAUGGCGCAAUGGCCAGCUUUGAGGACCUCGCUAAAGAAGGAAUUGGCCUUUGAUUCGGGCUUCGAAGACCUUGAAAUCCAGGUCUUCUAUGACCAAUUUGGAUGCAAAGCCAACAUCGCCUACCCAGAGGAUCCCAUGCAAAUCGGUCUUGCUAUUGACCGUCAUGCUUUCAAUAAACUUAUGAUGUCUCCAACAUGGAAGCGACCCGCAGAACCCAGCGUUCUUUACGAUCGCAUGUUCAGCUUCUAUGAUACCGACAACAAUGGGCUUAUUGGCUUCAAAGAAUAUGUGUUAGGUAUAGCCUACCUUCGCCGGCCUAAUAAGCAGAACUCGCUGGAUCGAGUCUUCCUCGGCUACGAUUUUGAUGGUGACGGAUACAUUAGUCGGCGAGAUUUUAUUCGUAUGCUCAGCGCCAAGUACGCCGUCCAAAAGAAACUGGUGGAAGAUGCAAUCCGAGUGGCAGAGAUUGACAUGGUAACUUAUACUUCUAACAUCGUCCGGUCGAGUCAGCCCAUUAGUGCGGCUUUUGCCCAGGAAGAUGUCCCUCCUGGCCAGACAAGG
Molecule: messenger RNA, 846 nt
Organism: Aureobasidium melanogenum CBS 110374
Lineage: Eukaryota; Fungi; Ascomycota; Dothideomycetes; Dothideales; Saccotheciaceae
Exons: 2
Cellular component (GO): cytosol; intracellular membrane-bounded organelle; membrane
Molecular function (GO): calcium ion binding; zinc ion binding
Source: RefSeq, a predicted model, not a curated record